UCAUAAUAAAAAUUUAAAGCUUUCAUCUUCAACAAGUGAAAAUGUUACAUCGAUUUUUUGAAAAAGACUUAUUGACACUGAUAUAAUUACAAAAGUGAUAUUGUAAACAUUACUAGCACAUGUAACUAUUAAUCAGGAAAAAGCAGCAAGGAAACAAAGUACAAAGAAACAAAGAGGACAGAUCCCACAUAUAUUGUUUGGAGUAUAUAAAAUGGAUUUGUUUAAUAUAUUCGCUUGAUUGUUUAUCUCCGCGGAUUGACCAAAUAUGCCUGGUUGUGCAGCUGUUGGUUGCAACAAUCGCAGUGAAAAGGGUUAUAGAAUGAAAUGUUUUCCACGUGACCCAAAAUUAAGAAAAAUUUGGCAGGAACGUGUUGCUAGAGCUAAUUGGGAGCCAUCAAAUAACUCCUUCCUUUGUGACAUACACUUUGAAUCUGACAAAUGGUGUAUAAUGGAUAACGACGAUAAUAUAGAGACAAUAAACAUUGUCAACAUAUGUAAUACUGAAAAGCAAGUUGUUGAUGGAGAAAAUGAGAAGCCUGUUAGUGAUUCCAUCUCAAACUUAGCUGACAACCUUAAUGAGGAUCUUAGUAAAUCACAGGUAAAAGAUGAAGCUGAAGAAAUCUCAGUUCGGCCUUAUAAUUACGACGAAAUAGAAGAAAAAUUAAAACAAAUUUGCGAUGGUCCUUUUGAAGAAAAUAAUUCUAAUAGCACAGAGAAGCCAUAUUCGAUCUCAGAUGAUGAGAAAAAAGUUUUACAACAAACAUCAAACAGAAUUCCAAUCCAUAAAAGCAAAAAUUAUAAAUUAUUUUCAAAAAGUGACAUCAGACACAUACUUACUAAUGAUACGGAAGAUAUUGAAGUAAUCUUUAGUACUGAAAAUAGAGAAGAAAAUGCAGAGGUACACGGAUGUGCAUCACAUAAUAACGAUGUAGUUGAUGACAUUGAAAAAUUAGAUUCACAUGAGAUAGAUAUCGACUGUGUUAGCAAUGAUAAAGAGAUCGAACAAAAUAUAAACGUCACACCGAACAUAAUGGCCGCCAUGAAACGUAAACGUAUAACUCGAAAUGAAAUCAUGAAAUCCAUAGAGAAGUCCAUUUGUAAUGCAUCUUCUCAGGACACGAAUUCCAUAAGCGACAGUGAUGGAAUCUUCGACGACGAUGCGGAAGGAGGAAAUGAAAAAAGAAAAAAGCAGAGGAUACAGAAUAAAAAUACUAUUGAUGCUUCACCGGCUACGCCGAAAUUUACAGUCAAAGUAACAGGCCACCCUGAUGAUGUAUCUGAUAUUAUGUAUAACUUGUCGAAGAGUGUAGGAGAUACCAAUACCCAAAGAUAUAAUGAUGACCAUACACCCAAGGAAGGUGACGGAUUUAUUACAUCCGUUAUAACAAUAGACGAUUGUCCAGCAGACGUAGACGACGAAGACGAAUCUCAAGACGACGAUUCUCUUUCAGCAUGUGCCAAAAAUAUUACGACGAAAUAUAACGAUCGAAAGUUACCUUCAACUUCAGAAAAUAGUCUGUGUUUGAGCACAGUAACAGCACAUGUUGAUGAGAAGUCACAUAAUUUAAAUACAAAUAACAGUCGUUUAAUACCAGUUGUUAAAAAUAUUAUACGACUACCAGCGGACGAUUGUUCUUUAAAACAUAAAUAUGAGAAAUUGCAACAAAAGUCGAAAAUGCAAGCCAAUGCCGUUGAACAGCUGAGUAAUCAACUUAUUUUUUGCAAGCGUGUAGGGCAAGGAUUACAAAAUAAGAAUUCAGUAUUUCAGAAGAAGAUACAAAGUUUGAUGAAUGAAUUAAAUGCAUUAACGAAUAACUUAUCAUCUUCGACGAAAAGAAUGAAAGAGAACGUGGAUCUGAAACAAAAGUUAACUGAUGAUUUGUCAAGUAGGCUAAGUUAUCUUGAGGAAUCAAACAAGAAACUAGUGAAGUCUAUGGCUGUAGGAAAUGAACGAGUAAAAAAAUUAGAAAGUCAGGUGAAACAAAGAGACAAUCGGAUAAAAGAACUCAAUUGGAAGCUGGAGAAAGCCUCGAAAUACCUUGAACGAGCGGAGAAAAAUACCAACACGUACCGAAGGAAGAUGCUGAACAUGCAAACCUUUCUGAAGAGGAAGAAACUCAUGGACGAUAAGAUCACUAGAUUGAACGAGAUACUAGUGAACGUCGUCAAGGAGAGCUAUUCUGGUAAAGUUUUGCCAAUGAAUGUAGCAUUGGAAAUUAAGAAAACAUGCGGUACGACUGGAUAUGACAAGCUAUUAAGCUCCAGACUUCCACUCCCGACUUUGUCAGCCGUGCGAAUUGCUAACGACAAUCUCUCGGACUCCAAUGAAAGCAUCAACGAGAUUUUACGGAUCGUCCCCUUAAGAGGCAGCACGAAUGACAUAUUCGAUAAGCAGUGUACGAUAAACAACAUAGAAGUAGACUCCGAGAAUGUGGAAUCAAUUAGCAGAGAAAUCGUGAUAGAUAAUACAGAAACUAUAAUGGGCACGGUCCAGGACAUUUUUGAGGAAAGUAAUGACGAUGAUGAUUUUAGUACAAAUGAAUUAACCGAACACUUUCUUUCGCAGCUGAGUACACUUAUGUAGCGGCAGAUUAAUUAAUUAUGUACUAAUUAAUUAUAUGUAAUUAACUAUAUGUAGAGUUACAAUAAACGAUUAUAUCUCUUACUGCAAUAUA
This is a messenger RNA of Harpegnathos saltator (Jerdon's jumping ant), 2675 nucleotides long. Its product is annotated as putative leucine-rich repeat-containing protein DDB_G0290503. The record is from RefSeq and is a predicted model, not a curated record. The transcript has 4 exons. Bases 266 to 2584 code for a protein of 772 amino acids. Lineage: Eukaryota; Metazoa; Arthropoda; Insecta; Hymenoptera; Formicidae.